UCGUCUUCAUACACACUGGAGUUCAGUUGUGUCUAGGGUUCCCCAUUUUAGCUGUGCGAUUCAAUGCAAUCAAGCAGAAGAAUCCUUGCUCUUUAAACCACUGGUUACGGAGGUGAAAAAACUAAGAAGAAAGAGGUUGGUGGGCGAUUGCAAAUGCCGGAGGAAGAUUUGAUAGAAGUUAAGUUUCGUUUGUUCGAUGGAUCAGAUGUGGGUCCAUUUCGAUUCUCCCCGGCUUCAACCGUAGCUAUGCUGAAAGAGAGAAUUGUCGCUGAGUGGCCUAAAGCAGAUAAGAAAAUUGCACCCAAGGCGGCAAAUGAUGUCAAGUUGAUAAGUGCUGGGAAAAUUUUGGAAAACAACAGGACUGUUGGUCAAUGUAAGACGCCUUUCGGUGAACUACCUAAUGGUGUGAUUACCAUGCAUGCUGUUGUACAGCCAUCAGUAGGUAAAUCAAAAUCAGAAAAGAAGAUUGAUGAGACUCCGAAGAAAAGUGUGUGCGCGUGUACCAUAAUGUGAGAUUGUAAGUGAUUCAACUUUAAUCCUGUGGUAUUCUUGGGGGGUAAACUGCUGCUGUGAAGUUCAGGGAAAACAGUAUGAUAGUUCAUUGUUACUUGUUUGUUCGUUGAACGGCAUUUCAAUGUAACAGCGUGUCUAUUUGUUUGAAUGAAUUUGGUAGGUGUACAUUUUGUAAUUGCAUAUUUCUUAUACAGAAAUACAGAAAGCGUGCUGGAUUGCAUGCUAUAGGAUUUUACCGACCUCUUGUUAUUCUAUUUUGCGUCAUUAUUAUUCAACUUA
Molecule: messenger RNA, 792 nt
Organism: Solanum tuberosum (potato)
Lineage: Eukaryota; Viridiplantae; Streptophyta; Magnoliopsida; Solanales; Solanaceae
Product: membrane-anchored ubiquitin-fold protein 3-like
Exons: 4
Coding region: 154-513 (119 amino acids)
Molecular function (GO): protein binding
Source: RefSeq, a predicted model, not a curated record